UCGUCGGGACCGCCGUACCAGUCUGCCUUGCUCCGUGGCGUUAGUAAUAAUUAGCGAGCAUGGCGACCGCACAGUGAUAAAGAAAUAAAAAUAAAAUAUUUAAAAACGAAAAAUUAAAAAAUAAAAAAAAUAAAGAAAAGAGAAAAAACAUCCGUCGCCAUCGCGCGUGGCGUUUGAAGCAUAUCGUCAUAGAGGAGAGUUUGGAUCUAUUUUAAAUGUUCCUUUCCAAGAUCGAAUCAAACAAUCGGACUGAUGUACAGCCUAGGGUUCAAAACACGCAAUAGUCCAUCGCAGAAAACGUCAUUGCGUUGGGGCGAUUGUUGUCCGCUGUUUUGAGCCAAUUGCACUAAAAGCCUGCAGAAAACUAAAAUCGGUUUACAUUUAUUUUUUGUAACUUCGAGCCAAGCUUUCCGUUUCAUAAGAGUUACCUUUAAUAAUCUGUUAAUAAAAAGUAUUUCGCGAUAUACAUAUCCUAUAUUUGUUUAAACUUUGUUACAUACAUUUUUAUUAAUAUAUUUUUGUUGUGUUGAAAAAAUAAAAAUACCUAACAAAAACAAUUUGUUGGUGAUAUUGUUACCGGAAAUGUGUUAGUCAAUUUGAUCUAGAGAGCACUAAUAGAAAAAACGUGAACAGUCGUUUGGAAGACAAUUUAAUUACAAAGAAAAGCACACGUCCGACCAAAUCAUACACGAUGAACGUUGUGGGCAUCAUAUCUAUAGUUUUCUUCUACUGCCUAAUCUUGUCGGUUGGACUAUGGGCCGGCAAGAAGAAACACACCGGGAACUCGGAGGAAGAAGUAAUGUUGGCGGGCAGAAAUAUUGGACUUUUCGUCGGCAUAUUUACGAUGACGGCAACUUGGGUCGGCGGUGGUUAUAUUAAUGGGACGGCCGAAGCGAUUUACACGUCAGGCUUGUUAUGGUGUCAAGCUCCAUUCGGAUACGCUCUAAGUUUGGUCUUCGGUGGAAUAUUUUUCGCCGAUCCGAUGCGCAGACAAGGAUAUGUCACCAUGUUGGAUCCACUUCAAGAUUGUUUUGGAGAACGUAUGGGAGGACUGCUGUUUUUACCAGCUCUAUGCGGUGAAGUGUUUUGGUCUGCCGGGAUAUUGUCUGCUUUGGGGGCUACGUUGAGCGUGAUAAUCGAAUUGGACCAGGCUACCAGCGUGAUUUUGAGUUGUUGCAUCGCAGUUUUCUACACCAUUUUUGGUGGACUAGCCAGCGUCGCCUACACGGAUGUCAUUCAACUGUUCGCCAUAUUCAUAGGACUGUGGUUGAGUGUGCCAUUUGCGUGGUAUAACAAGAAAGUAGAUUUUAACAAGCCAGGUUUGGAUAUGAUCGGCGAGAUCCAGGGAAAAGAUUUCUUAAGUUACGUAGAUUAUGCGUUGCUGUUGGUGUUUGGUGGAAUUCCGUGGCAAGUCUAUUUUCAAAGGGUGUUAUCCAGUAAAUCUGCUGCACAAGCUCAGAUACUCUCAUUUGUCGCUGCUUUUGGAUGUUUCAUUAUGGCAAUACCACCGGUCAUUAUUGGAAUGGUAGCAAGGGCUACAGAUUGGAAUCAAACACAAUACGAUGGUCCGAUGCCAAUGACUCAGAAGGAAACUAGCAUGGUGUUGCCAAUGGUUAUGCAGUACUUAACUCCGGAUUGGGUGGCUUUCUUUGCAUUGGGCGCGAUUUCUGCAGCUAUAAUGUCUUCGGCUGAUUCCAGUGUUCUAUCUGCCAGUUCUAUGUUUGCUCGAAACAUCUAUCGAAUGUUACUACGACAAAGCGCAUCAGAAAUGGAGAUUGUAUGGGUCAUGCGAUUAUCUAUCAUAGUCGUUGCUAUUUCUGCUACGACUAUGGCAAUUACUAUCCCGUCCAUUUACGGCCUGUGGUCCAUGUGCUCUGACCUAGUUUACGUUAUCCUAUUCCCGCAGUUAACUAUGGUAGUUCAUUUCAAACACUAUUGCAAUACAUACGGGUCACUAGCCGCGUACAUAGUCGCAUUUUACAUACGUAUAGCUGGAGGCGAACCUCUAUUGGGCCUGUCGCCAAUGAUAUACUUCCCUGGAUGGGACGGUGAAAAACAACUGUUUCCGUUCCGGACCACAGCUAUGCUUUGUUCGUUGUUUACGCUGGUAUUCGUCUCGUGGUUUACAAAGUGGCUGUUUGUCAAUGGAAAGUUGGCGCCACACUAUGACUGGUUCCACUGCGUGGUGAACAUCCCGGAAGACGCGGUGCGCGUCGGAGAGCCGCAUGAGGGCGAACAGAUGACCACGCUCACAUCAGGUCCGAUGGGGGCACAAUAUGGCGCCGCAGUGACCACCGGUCUGGUCGGCAAAGACGAACGGAACGGCAGAAUUAACCCAGCGCUAGACAUCAACGACGACGUCGCUAGUACCACUACCACGGCGGUUCAGAGGAAAGCCAGCGUCGUAGGAAAGGUGUACAAGCAGGGAUACGAGCAGACGACUACCGGGUUUUGAGUCGGUCGUACCUAGCACGGCCUCGUUCUGGUAGGAUCACGAGUAUUAUCGUAGUAGCCCUCUAUUUGCAAUUUAUUGUAACCGAAAACUCCUAAGUCUUAAUACAACCAUAUAACCUAUUUAUUCAUAAGAGUGGGCCGACCGUAACACGUUUGGGUAUGAUUGGUAUAAAUAAAAGACAAAAAUAGUAUACCUACGAUUGAGCAUGUUCGUACUUACUAUUUCGAGCACUGCAUAUUGAGCAUACGGCAAAUAAUUAUUAGCCACGCACGCUGUCUAGUUGAAUAACAUGGUUCAGUAUGGUUCAUAAUAAAAAGUUAUUUUACUUACGUUA
Melanaphis sacchari is the source of this 2789-nucleotide messenger RNA. RefSeq names its product high-affinity choline transporter 1 (gene ChT). NCBI's taxonomy places the organism in Eukaryota, Metazoa, Arthropoda, Insecta, Hemiptera, Aphididae. The coding region runs from base 692 to 2455 and encodes 587 amino acids. Gene Ontology annotation, cellular component: plasma membrane. The record is from RefSeq and is a predicted model, not a curated record. Gene Ontology annotation, biological process: choline transport; transmembrane transport; acetylcholine biosynthetic process. The transcript has 11 exons. Gene Ontology annotation, molecular function: choline:sodium symporter activity.